UUAGCAAUUUCAGGGCUGUGAGACAAUUUAUUUGGGAGCUUUUUGAGUAAUUUUUCUAUAAUAUAUGGUUCAAAAAUAUUUUCACCACCCCUAUAUGCAUCUUCAGCAUCAAAGCUUACAUGUUUAUGGCUUGUAUCUCCGCUAACGACUUCUUCGAAAAUAGUUUUAAAUUUUCUAGCUUUGUCAGUGUCAUAUACUAUAGGUUCACUUUCCUCAGAUUCUUUAAGUAUUGGUAUACCAGAGAAGUUAAAUUUUUUCCUUUUAAUUAAUUUAUGUAUCUCCCCUAUGUGGCCUGAUCCUAUCUUUUUUGAUAGAUAAUCGUUUCUAUAUUUUUGAGUUUUCAAUUUACAUUUAAUUUCGAAACUUUUAUAUUCAUCCCGGCUAAUUUCUCCUAAUUUUAACUUUUUCCAUUCAAGGGACUUUUGUUUGAUGGUUUCUCUAAUUUCUUUGGGGUAUUUUAUGGGUAUUUUUUCACCAAAUUUUUUAAAAGGUACGAAUUUUUGUAUUGCUUGUGUCAUUAUGUUAUUUAGUAUUUCAGUUAUUUCUGAAGGAUUUUUAUUAUUUAAUAAGUUAUACCAGUCAUAUUGUGCUAGAUACCAAUUGAUUGCCUUAUAUUUUCCUUUUUUAAAUAAUAAUACUUUCCUUUUUUCCCUAGAUGUUAUUUUUUCAAUUGGGAAGACUAACUCGAAUACUAUAGGUUUGUGA
Messenger RNA from Meloidogyne enterolobii, 705 nucleotides. NCBI's taxonomy places the organism in Eukaryota, Metazoa, Nematoda, Chromadorea, Rhabditida, Meloidogynidae. The record is from the annotation of a GenBank genome assembly.